Messenger RNA from Schistocerca gregaria, 1743 nucleotides. RefSeq names its product guanine nucleotide-binding protein subunit beta-like. Gene Ontology annotation, molecular function: protein binding; signaling receptor complex adaptor activity. Bases 61 to 1098 code for a protein of 345 amino acids. Gene Ontology annotation, biological process: G protein-coupled receptor signaling pathway. The transcript is spliced from 3 exons. Lineage: Eukaryota; Metazoa; Arthropoda; Insecta; Orthoptera; Acrididae. Gene Ontology annotation, cellular component: cytoplasm; heterotrimeric G-protein complex. The record is from RefSeq and is a predicted model, not a curated record.
CUUAUUCAUAUCAGUUCAAGGUUUGCUCGCUGUAGAGUGUAUAUUAUCUAUUCAGUAGGCAUGAGUGUUGGCACUAUCAUAGAAGACAUAAAAAAAACUAAAAAGGAUAUAGAGGAUCUGAAGGCUUCCAUUCAGAAAAAGAAGGAACAGCUGAAUGACGUCGAUUUUUCGACCAUGACCGACGACCUGCCUUUGUCAGUUCUCUCGAUUCGAACGCGUCGGAUCUUGAAGGGGCAUUUGGCGAAGAUCUAUGCCAUGCAAUGGGCGGAGGAUAAGGCGUGCUUGGUGUCCGCGUCUCAGGAUGGCAAACUGCUUAUCUGGGACUCUGUUACGACAAACAAGUUGAACGCUAUCCCUCUUCGAUCUUCCUGGGUCACAACUUGCGCGUAUGGACCUGGAGAAACUUUCGUUGCGUGUGGUGGAUUAGACAACAUAUGUAGCAUUUAUAACCUCAGAGGACGAGAGGUGCCUAUUCGGGCUUGUCGAGAACUUGCGGCUCACACCGGAUAUUUGUCGUGCUGUCGAUUCUUGUCUGAAAGGCAAAUUCUCACUUCUUCUGGAGAUAUGACGUGUAUUUUUUGGGACAUAGAAUCUAGUUCGAAGAUCAGAGAAUACAGCGAACACCAAGCUGAUGUCAUGAGCAUCAGCAUUUCUCCAGACAAAACCUGUUUCGUGUCUGGCGCGUGUGACUCGGCUGCAAAACUGUGGGAUAUCCGAGCGCCUAAGAGUCAACAGACCUUGACUGGACACACUUCGGACAUAAACACCGUCUGUUUUUUUCCAUCUGGACAGGGAUUUGCCAGUGGCAGCGAUGACAAAACAUGCAAAUUCUUUGACAUCCGAGCAGGACUUCCACUUAUGACCUACGAAAAAUCUGACAUCGACUGCGGCGUCACGUCCGUCGCUCUAUCUCGCUCGGGCAAAUAUCUCUUUGCCGGAUACGAUGAUUGUACUUGCAUUGCCUGGGAUACCUUAAAGGGCAAACCGGUCACCGUUCUCUCAGGACACGAUAACCGUAUCUCUUGUCUGGACGUAUCCUAUGAUGGCGUGGCUCUCUGUACAGGUUCAUGGGAUGCCAACCUCCGCAUCUGGGCUUGAACAGAAAGAAUGAUGCAACACUCUGUUCCUACAUGAUCUCUCCCCUUAUCAACCAUAACAUACAAUGAGCAAUCCUUCAGACUCUGAUCAAGACCUCUACACGCGCCUCUGUAUCCAGGGCUCUCUCAUUGAUUAUUUUUUUCUCAACAAACGAAAAUUCUGCCGCCCCCCCUUUCUGCAUCAAGGCCCUCGCGACGUGCAGAAAAAGCCUCGGCUAACUCUGCACAAUAAAACACUAAACGUUUUUGUACGUGCCACACAUAAUACACGUACGCCUCUCUCCCCCUGCCUCCUCAAAAAAAAAAUUACACACCCUCGACAUCUGCACGUUUAUUCGAUGCAAUUCGCCAGUUUAACGUCCAUACCUUCUAACAACGAGAGCCUCAUGCGCAAGCGACUUUUUCCCAAGAUUCAUGGCCGCCUCCUUAGCCAAUCAGAAUUUCCAAGAUAAUCAAUCCUGUGUUGAUCGCGAUGAGCGGCACUGUCCUCACGGUUCGAUGCGAGGGAAGGUUCAGAGCCGGAGUCACGUGGUUAAGACAUUGCGGCAGGAAGGUGUUAACGCUUUUAAAAUUAUACACAAAUUCGAAAACUUACGUCUGAACAGCAGUCUGACUGCAGUCAAAAGGCUAGCGAUAUUCUCCUUGA